GGUUACCUUUCCUUUGUUAAAUUUUAAUCCUGUGACAUCUGUUGACUCGAUCACUUGCUUUGAUUGAACUAAAACCCAUCGCUGAAUACGAAGUACAGUCCUCUAAAUUUCUGGUGAAGACCUCUUUAAAAAUAAAAAAGAAGAAGAAAACAACUGGUGUAAAGUUUCAAAGAAGAAUCAAUGAUGGAUUCUGUAGAGGCAAAAUAUGCUAAAGCGGCGAUAUCUUUCACAUAAAUAAAUGCACAUUGAAAAGAAUAACAUUAGAUUUGAAGACGCAUAAAAUGAUAUAAAUAUAUUAAUUAAAAUCCCGAAUUGUUAAAUUAGCCCAGAAAACACCAAGUGAUUAGCGUUAUUAUCCUUCAGUCAGAGCUUUCACGUGCUAAUCUCUCAGACAUCAUACGUUUAUUUUUACUUUUGACAAAAAAAUGGAUAAGUCACCGAAUUUUGUGCUGAAGUUGCCACUCGAGGAAAUGGCUCUCAGAAAAGUAGUUGUCAGUUUGUGGAAUGAAAAGGAUAUUUUGACUUCCAUCGGUGAAUUUCUAUUCGAGGUGUAUAAUGAAGAUGACUUGAAAGUACAAUGGCAAUAUGAAAUUGAAAAUGAGGUAAAAGAUAAAGCGUCGAGACUUCUAUUGCCUGAAUUGCUGAAGAAACGUUUGAUGCGUGUAAUUAGACCUAUUGGACUGGAAAUUUUUAAAUGGAUACGAUACUCAUACAAAUCAUAUUAUUUAAUUUACUAUUUAAAAUAUCCCAGAUUAGGCAUUUUAAAACAACUGCGUUGGACAUCUGCAGGAGCUAUAGACUAUCAAAAAACAGCGGGAGCAAUCAUAAGCCUUAAUAUUUUUGAUGUUGUGAAAAAUUACAAAUUGGCUUGUGAAUAUUGCCUAGUGGAUGUGCUUCCACUUCUUUGGAGGAAACUCGAUUCGAGUGAUGAAAAGAAGUUUUGUGAAGAGGAAAACUUCUGGAUAGACCAUGUGACGUUUUUGGAGCUUUAUUGGUCUUACUUUCUGAAAGGAGAAAAAUCUAAACUGUAUUCUAGCUUCUCCUGGAACUUCAUAGAUUUUAAUCAUGAAGCUUUUGAAACUUCUGUCCGCACAGGAAAUAAAGUGGCAACUAAAUAUUUUUUUUCAAAGUUAAAUAACGAAGAACGAAACACUUGUUUAUUUUAUGCCUUCACUAAUGCCGUCAAACGAAGUGGCGAGAAGAAUGAUAUACCUAAAGAAAUGCCUGAAGUCUUACUUUAUUUAUUUUCCCAGAUGAGUCCCGAACAACAGAUGCAAGUUUUAAAAGAGCAUACUCGGGGGGUUCUAAGGUUUUUCCUGGAUUGGCCACUGCAAGAUCUUUACCUAGAUAUCGCAGAUAUCACCCGAGCGUUUCUAUCUGAAGAAAGUUUCUAUGAUUUGCUUCACGAUACUAUCGAAGAUGCAAUAGAUUCAGGUUACUAUUUCCCAGACUUGAUGCAGAAAUGUUUCCUCCGUUGCCCCGCUGAUUUUAGAACGAAGUUCAUAAAUCGGUUUGUUUCUCAUUUUUAUAAAUUCGAAGAUAUAGAAAUUGCCAGAAUUGUUUUCAAAAGUAUCGACCGCGAAAUCAGAAUGGAGCUCUUGUUUAGAAAUUUGUGGUUUUUUCAACUUCUCUCCGAUCUUAUAUUGAACGACAAAUGGAAUGUUGUGGAAGAAUGCAUUCAAGAAGCUUCCUUAUCAGAAGGAGACAAGAAAAGGCUGAUGCAGGAUCUUUGGGAAUCUCUUCCAUUUCCCGAAAAGGCCCAAAAGCGGAUAUCGAAAAGAUUCGUCGACUUCCUCGACGAAACCGAUGCGGACGCUCGUGGCAAAGUGGAGAACGAAACAGUGACAACAGUUAAAAAACUCUGUACCGAAGACAAAAAGAACAAUUCAUCCUGAAGUUAAAAAGAAAAUGCAGCUAUUGUUUUCUGAAUAUUAAACACUUUAUUAAAAAGUAGCUGUCGUUAACUAAAUAUGUAUUCAUAAGAGUAAUUGAUAAUAAUUAGUAAUAGUAAUUGACAAAACCAGUGGGUGUGGUCGUCCCAAAACUUUCUCGCAUUCUUUAUUAAAGAUGUUAUCCUAAUGGCUGCCUUACAUGACAUUGGAGUACAAUAAUUUGAAACAUUGACUAUUGAUAUGAAUUUAGCAUUUUCACUACGUCUAUAGUAUCAUCCUUGGCGAGUUAUUUGGCGAUUCAUCCCUGGCAUGAGGUUAAAAGUGUCAGAAAAUCGAAUUUGUGUUUUGGACACAUUUUACUCAAACCGAUUGAAAAAAAAAAACAUUUGACACAAAACUGCACUUGUAAUUACAAAUUUCCAUACCAAAUUUGAUAUAUUUAAAUCAUUAGGUUUUUGAAUUAUGGCGUUUACCUGUUCCUGAAAGUGUAGAUCUAAAGACAGUCAACCCUUAAUUGGAUUUAGUUUAAAAUUGACUGGUGUCACUACACUACUCAUCUAUCUGGCUCUCUUCGUUUUUUUAGUAAACGUCUUAACUUAUAUUCGAACAGCAGGACAUAGGGACUUCCUUUUAGCAUAUUUUACUCAAAAUUUGAUGGAAACCUGCAAACCUCUAUACUACGUAUACGAGAAAGUAAAAAUGUAUCUUUAAAUCUAAAUUAAAUAAUUAAUUUUUUUUAGAAAUCUUAUUGUUUCAAGACAAACAAAGGUAGCUGUUUAAUCAAUUAAGAGCUAAAUUGUAUGAAAAUGUAUGUUUUUUACAUAAAUGCAAAAUAUUAACAUAUAUUUCACGACACAAUUUUUAAGUCAAUACAGAAAUUUUCACUUUGAAAGCAUAUAUUUCUUGUGUUAUAAAAAAAAUUUGAUUUUCUAAAAACACAAUUUUUUUUAUAAUAUUAUUCUUUGUAAGCCGCACUUUUUGGAAGACCUGAAAAUCACAAGGAUUGAGGUCCAGAAGAUGCAGUUGCCACCUGCAAAAUAAAUACCUUUCAAUUAUUCGGCUAUGUAUGAAAUGUCACGUGGAACUUUCUGAAUUCCUAUCCAAUGAGCGGAGGUGCUCCAAUUUGCAUAAACAGCUGCUGUGUUGCAGUUGCAGAUAAGAGGAUGUAAAAGCAUUUUUGAAUUUCUCUGACCAAUGACAAUAGUUUAUAAAAAAAUUGUAUCAAGGCGUCAAUUUUUGCAUUUUGAGUAAUGGCAACUUCACCAGAUGCUCACUUAACGAAUUCGAUUGUUCUGAGAGUGUGCACUGUAUACUUAUAAUACAUCACAUGCAUCAGCAAUGACAAAUAAAAUUUAUAAUGAAUAUUUUUUGUCAUAAUUCAUAAUUUUUUAUAAUUUUUUGUAAUUUAUUCAUAAUUUUUUGCCCACUAACUGAAUUGCC
This is a messenger RNA of Argiope bruennichi, 3332 nucleotides long. RefSeq lists its product as uncharacterized. NCBI's taxonomy places the organism in Eukaryota, Metazoa, Arthropoda, Arachnida, Araneae, Araneidae. The record is from RefSeq and is a predicted model, not a curated record. The transcript is spliced from 2 exons. The coding region runs from base 426 to 1895 and encodes 489 amino acids.